AUGAGCGAUAAUUUCGAACAUGUUAGUUACAUUUCCACAUUUUUAAAACACCUGUCUACACCAAUUCCACCGUACGUACUUGGAUGUUUACCAGCUAUCGCUACUAUUGGUGCAUCCCCUAUAAGAGGAUUCAGGGGAAAGCUCAUGUGGGUAUUCAGGUGCCUUGGUUGUCCCUUUACUGGCUUGCAUUAUACAUGCAACGUCAGUAAUGACGAGAUGGCGUUAUGUAUCUACUGGAUCGAGGCUAAAUAUUUUAGCUUCAUCGGAAACCAUGACGAAGAGAAAUUCGUCGAUGGCAAGAAAAUUUCCUACAGGCCGGUUGGAAUGUAUUUUAGAAAACCAACCAUUACGAGAGAAAUGGAAGCUAUUACAGAAGAAUGCACAGCACAGGCAUCUGUAUUAGAAAGGCUGUCGUCAUUGGCCCCAGCAUAUUACAUGGGAAUUGGUAUCUUUGCAGGUAUCAGUCGGUUGUUUGACCGACGCGACUGUGAAUUUUGGCCACAUGUGCCAUUGGCACUAUCCUGGACAAUUCCAGCAAUUUUCAGGAGAAUAAUUGGAGGAAUCCUAGUUGUUAAAGAUCCGAAUGAAAGUAUUCGGAAGUUUGUUGAAGAACAUGAAAAAUACGAAAUUUAUAAAGUUUAUGAAGAACUCAAGAAACAUAAGAGGUGCAAAAGAAGGUGUAAAAAAUUUAAAAAGAAUAAAAGGAAACGGCAUCAAAAGUUAGCUAACAGAACAUCAAUAAUCCCUGUUAAAUACGCUGAUGAUCUUGAAUUUUGCUACGUCAUUUUGACUGGCAUAAUGUCGAUAGGAAUCCCUUGGGCUGUUGUGAUCCUUGCUCGUUUCACGCCUCCAAUCGGCUGCCUCUGCCGUUGUAAAUAUUUAAGUGUGCUGGCCUCUAUAUGGUCAACCAACAGUUUUUUGGCAUUCGUCCACCACUGCAAGGGAGAAAAAAGUGUGAUAG
Messenger RNA from Funneliformis mosseae, 961 nucleotides. Lineage: Eukaryota; Fungi; Glomeromycota; Glomeromycetes; Glomerales; Glomeraceae. The record is from the annotation of a GenBank genome assembly.